This is a messenger RNA of Verticillium nonalfalfae, 384 nucleotides long. RefSeq lists its product as uncharacterized. NCBI's taxonomy places the organism in Eukaryota, Fungi, Ascomycota, Sordariomycetes, Glomerellales, Plectosphaerellaceae. The transcript is spliced from 2 exons. The record is from RefSeq and is a predicted model, not a curated record. Bases 1 to 384 code for a protein of 127 amino acids.
AUGGAGAAUCGAGACCAGGAGCCAGUCUCUUCGUCCUGGAUACAGAUGUUUAUGGACUCUACGAUGAUUUUGUCCACCUAUCCCACAGUAGUCAGAUACAUCUCUGGUGCUUGCAUCGCGCUGGGUCUGUUUUUCAUACUACCAGCCGUUAUAUUGGUCCUUCUGGAUCUUGUCAUCUGGUUCAGUCGCCUUCUCUGUGGCCGGACGCCUGUACUCACCGAAAAUGCCGCUCGGCAUGGGCCCGGCGCGACUGUCCUCGAGCCGGGCCCUCACAACCGUCAGCAAGACAAGCACGUCGCUCUACAGCAAGUUUCGGACGGAAGCAGGCGUCGGGUCCCUCAACAGCGAGAGCAAGUGAGGGGUUCAACGGAAAGACCACUAUAA